This is a messenger RNA of Siniperca chuatsi (mandarin fish), 6886 nucleotides long. It is a transcript of the gene plch2a, whose product is annotated as phospholipase C, eta 2a. Gene Ontology annotation, molecular function: calcium ion binding; phosphatidylinositol-4,5-bisphosphate phospholipase C activity. The record is from RefSeq and is a predicted model, not a curated record. Lineage: Eukaryota; Metazoa; Chordata; Actinopteri; Centrarchiformes; Sinipercidae. Gene Ontology annotation, biological process: lipid metabolic process; phosphatidylinositol-mediated signaling. Bases 1013 to 5668 code for a protein of 1551 amino acids. The transcript is spliced from 23 exons.
UAAUUACACUGUUCAAAGCAAAUUAAGUUUAUUUCAGAAGACAUAAUUUAAUUUAUUGUCUGCUGUUUGUCAGGCAAUACCACCCAGCCUUAGUCUACAUGCAGACUUUCAUACACACUACAUACACACUCUUUCCCUCAGGAGUCGGAGGCUGCUUGCUCUCCCGCUGGCCUCAGACCCAAAUCAUAGAAAUGGAGAGAAGUUCCUCUUAUUCCUCUCUUCUUUCUGUUAUUUCCCCCCAUCUGUCUCUCCCUCUCUUGGCCGACUGCUGGGACAAACCCAUCCAUGCCUGGCUGGUCCUCUCUCUCAGCAGCUCCGUGUUGAAUAAAACAUGCGCGCCACACGCUGCUGCUCUUAGCUACUUGCAAAUCACAGCCACCUUGCCUUCUUCGCGCCUCUGGCAUCCCUCUCUUCCCUCUUCACUCUCCUCCCCUUUAUCUCAGCAGAUACAUUUCAGUCCAUUUUCCUCCCUCCGCUUUCUUCUCCUGAUCCUCCUCCCUUUCAGUUUUCCCUCCCCCAUUUUUCUCUCUCUUCUUUUCCCACUGCUCCCUCCUCCAUCUAAUAGCGCUCAUUCUCCCAGGUGAUCGGCUUUGAACCGAGCGCUUCCCCCUCUCAUAUGAGAGCCGUGAGUGGUUGACUGCACUGACUGCGCUCCCAAAGCUCUCCAGGCAACACCCCCUCCCUACAGUCUGUACAGUAGAGGCAGAAGAAGAAGUGUGCAAGACCUCACUAUUGUCUUUGCUGCUCCCCGCCACACUAGCACAUAGAGACAGAGAGGAUGGGCAGAAAGUGAGGAGAGAGGAAAGACUGUACAAGAAAGGUAGAAUAGAAAGAGGAGAGGAGAGGUAAGUUCCCCGAAAAGCGUUUUCUGUCACACCCCGGAUGAUGACACCCACAGGGCGAGGCAUGCCUGUGACAGUAGCAGCCCUCCAGAUGGUAGUUUGGGUGAAGCCAGCCCCUCCACCCCUGUUUUAGCAGCACAUGGAGCUCUGUCUCUUUUGGGAAUACACCAAUGGACGAUUCCAGCAAUAUUCGCAGCCUGAGCCCAGAGAAAGUGGAGAAAUGUAUGAGCUCCAUGCAGAUGGGGACCCAGAUGGUGAAGCUCCGCGGCGGCUCCAAGGGACUGGUGCGCUUCUUCUAUCUGGACGAACACAAGUCCUGCAUCCGCUGGAGGCCCUCGCGCAAGAACGAAAAGGCCAAGAUCUCCAUCGACUCCAUCCGGGAGGUGCGUGAGGGAAAGCAGUCUGAGAUCUUCCAGCGCUACGCAGAAGGCAGCUUCGACCCCAACUGCUGCUUCAGCCUGUACUACGGAGAGCACAUGGAGUCCCUGGACCUGGUGUCCGGCACUGGAGAGGAGGCACGAACCUGGAUCACAGGCCUCAAAUAUCUGAUGGCUGGCAUCAGUGAUGAGGACAGCCUGGCCAAGAGGCAGCGCACCCGAGACCAAUGGCUGAAGCAGACCUUCACUGAGGCUGAUAAGAACGGCGAUGGCAGCUUAAGCAUCAGCGAGGUCCUGCAGCUCCUGCACAAACUUAAUGUCAACCUGCCCCGGCAGAAGGUCAAACAGAUGUUCAAGGAGGCAGACACAGAUGACAAACAGGGGACGUUGGACUUUGAGGAGUUCUGCUCCUUCUACAAGAUGAUGUCGACUCGCAGAGAUCUGUACCUCCUCAUGCUCACCUACAGCAACCUCAAAGACCAUCUCGACACAGACGACCUGGCCCGCUUCCUGGAGACUGAGGAAAAGAUGACCAAGGUGACCAAGGACCAUUGCCUGGAGAUCAUCAACAAAUUUGAGCCGUGCUCUGAGAACCAGAAGCAAGCAGUGCUGGGAAUCGAUGGUUUUACAAAUUACAUGCGCAGCCCAGCGGGGGACAUCUUCAAUCCUGAACACUACAACGUGAACCAGGACAUGAACCAGCCGCUGUGCAACUACUUCAUCGCCUCCUCACACAACACCUACCUGAUGGGUGACCAGCUGAUGUCACAGUCCAGGGUGGACAUGUACGCCUGGGUGCUGCAGGCCGGCUGUCGCUGUGUAGAAGUGGACUGUUGGGACGGUCAGGACGGUGAGCCCAUCGUCCACCACGGCUACACCCUCACCUCCAAGAUCCUCUUCAAGGACGUCAUCGAGACCAUCAACAAGUACGCCUUCGUCAAGAACGACUACCCAGUCAUCCUGUCCAUAGAGAACCACUGCAGUGUCCCUCAACAAAAGAAGAUGGCCCAGUACCUGAUUGAGAUCCUGGGGGACAAACUGGACGUGUCCAACAUCAAAGCUGAUGAGUCUGGAUGGCUGCCGUCACCAGAAACACUCAAAGGCAAGAUCCUCGUCAAGGGGAAGAAACUGCCUCCCAACAUCGACGAGAACGCAGAAGAGGGAGACGUGUCUGACGAGGACAGUGCUGAUGAGAUGGAGGACGACUGCAAGCUGAUGAACGGAGAUUGGAAGACGUCCGCCAACAGGAAGCAGGUGGAGAACAUGGCCAAGAAAAAGCUGGACAACCUGAUGAAGGAGUCCAAGAUCCGCGACAGGGAAGACCCAGACAGCUUCACCAUCGCAGCCCUCCCUCCUGCUGGGAAGCCCACCGACAAAACUGGCUCUAAGAGUAAAAGCGAGGAUGGGACGGACACAGCGGACGAGGCUAAUCCCAGCAGCAACAAGCGUACAGGCCGCUCCUUCAUGGGGAGCUUCUCUAAACGCAAGAAAAAGACAACCAAGCUGAAGAAGACGUCGAGCUUCGAAGACACAGAUACAGACCAGGAGAGUACAAGUAGCGCCUCCCGUGUGCCCUUGCACCACAGCAAAAAGAAGAAGACCAUGAAGUUAUCCAGAGCUCUGUCUGAUCUGGUCAAAUACACGCGGUCUGUGGGUCUCUAUGAUAUCGAGGCACAAGCCAGCUGCAGCUGGCAGGUGUCGUCGCUCAGUGAGACCAAAGCCCACCAGGUGAUGCAGCAGAAAGCUACGUCCUUCAUCAGCUUCAACCAGCGACAGCUCUCCCGCAUCUACCCUUCCUCUUAUCGCGUGGACUCCUCCAACUUCAACCCCCAGCCCUUCUGGAGCGCCGGCUGCCAGCUUGUUGCACUCAACUACCAGUCAGAGGGCCGGGUCCUCCAGCUCAACAGAGCCAAGUUCUACAGCAAUGGCAACUGUGGCUACAUCCUCAAGCCUGCCUGCAUGUGUGAAGGUGCCUUUAACCCCAACCUGGAGGACCCGCUGCCGGGUCAGAUGAAGAAACAGCUGGUGCUGAAGAUCAUCAGCGGACAACAGCUGCCCAAACCCAAAGACUCUAUGCUGGGAGACAGAGGAGAGAUCAUCGAUCCCUUCGUGGAGGUGGAGAUCAUCGGCCUCCCAGUGGACUGCUGCAAGGAGCAGACCAGAGUGGUGGAUGAUAACGGGUUCAACCCCAUGUGGGAGGAGACUCUGGUGUUCACGGUCCACAUGCCGGAGCUGGCCCUGGUGCGUUUCCUCGUGUGGGAUCAUGACCCCAUCGGCCAGGACUUCAUCGGCCAGCGCACCAUCGCCUUCAACAGCAUGAUGCCAGGUUAUCGCCAUGUGUACUUGGAAGGUAUGGAGGAGGCUUCCAUCUUUGUUCAUGUAGCUGUGAAUGACAUCACUGGUAAGGCCAGAGCAGCCAGCGGCAUAAAAGGGCUGUUUCACAGAAACCCAAAGCAGGCUUCUCUGGACAGCCAUGCUGCUGCGCAGCACAGCCGUAAGCACCCGUUUGGUGCCCACCUCCUGCGCCGCACUGCCAGCGCACCCACCAAAGGCCAGCCCAAAAUCAAGAAGGGCUUCCCAGAGAUCGCCAUCGACACCAAAGACUACAGCUCAGAAGGAGCUAGUGAGGAGCAAGAGUCUGAGGAUAGGGACAAGGCCUCUGCUGCCGCCUCUCACCAGCCCACAACACCACAACACCGCAACGGGGACUCACUGGCAUCCCACCAAGCCAAGGGCCCCUGGGACCAUCCUGACACCAAUGGGGCUUUUCACCCUGAGGAGGGUAAAGACUGUUCCACAGCGCAGAGACCAGCUUCCCCUCCUCCAUAUCUUGCACUAAACUCUGAAGACGCCAGGAACACUCGUUUCAUCCGUUCUGUCUCCGCUCCAGAAGAGAGCCUGUCUUCACAUCUCUCUUCAUCUACACCACUGCACUCACCAUCCACAGCAAUAAAUGCACACUCCCCAAUGACCAUUCCUUCAAAUGGCGUGGUGGACAGUCCUAUCAAGGUGAGUGGAGACCCUGAGAAACCUCCUACCCUUCCCAGAACCACGUCACUCUCUCUGACGAACCCUGCUGAGAAAACUGUACCAUCACAGUGUAGUCAAGACACCCAGACCAACAGAAGCCCUCAUUCAGUCAUGGAGCACACACCAAACCACAGGGAAAACCAAGAAACUCUGACAGAAAUGAAAAAUGAUACAGCACCGUUAAAGUCUGACCACAGAGCGCAGCAUUCUGCUGCAGCAGUGUCCACUGGAACCCCUGCUGUCCCUACAGCUCAGACAACCCAGGCCAGGAGAGCACUUUUUAGCAAUUUGUCUUCACACACACCUGUAAGAAGAACAAAAAGUAAGGGCCAAGUGAGAGCCUCAGCUGGGCAGGCCCAGUCAGCAGUACCAGAGGUCUGCACGGAUGCUACCAUGAACGACCGCCUUUGGAGCAAGUUGGAGCCAAGCAGCCACCGAGACAGCAUGUCCUCCUCCUCUAGCAUCUCUUCUAGUGACACCGUCAUUGACCUGUCCCUGCCUAACCUGGCCAGGAAGAGCCUCACAAGCCUGCCCACAGCCAGCAGCACCUGCGAUCCUCCCUGGGUCAACUGCCGUCACUCAGCAUUGGUCUCCUACGAUGCUCUGCGAGUCAGCAAGAGCAAGUCAAACCCCAAUCUUCAGCAAAGUGAGUGCCCGAACGAUGAGCUUAAGCCCCGCCCCCUGCAGCCCCCCCAGGAAGCUUCUAUGGACUCACCUAGCAGACUGACUCAAAGAAGGCACACCUGGAGCCGGCUCUACAUGGAAGGGCUCAAGCAGUCAUCAGCAAGCAGGCCGUCUCCUGCAGCGAAAACCCCAGUAACUACAGCUUCCAUGUCCAAAAGCCUCGGGGAUCUGACCUCUGAUGACAUUUCCUGUAACUUUGACAGUAAGUACCGCAGCAUCAGCCGCAGCUUCAUUGUUAGGCCAACCCGGGACCAGCUCCACAAGGGCAGCCCGCAGAAGUCUCGACCACCCAGCGACCUGACGGAGCAAUUACGUAAGCUGACUGAUGUAGAGCCCCUGACUGCUAGCGACUUCGCCCCAGGAAACAGGCCUAGCGAGUCACAGGAGGAGUCUAUGGAUGAGACCCUGGUGCGAAGGACCUCUUCGAGGAGCCAAAGCAGGGUGCGGUACAUUGCAAACAGGGCCAAGAAGGCCCAGGAACGACAGAGGCUCCAGGGCCUGGUCCAGGGCAGAAGUGCAAGCUUUAGCCUUACUGGUAGCAUUGACAGUGGAAGUAGUUCUAGCCCCAUUGAGGAGCGGGGGAACCCCGAAGGGGCAUGUUGCGUGGCGCGGAGUCCCUGCACCAGCCUGGACCUGCUGAGUCAGCUCACCCCCCUAGGAACCCCCUCCCCUAGAGAGUCCCAGUCCUCCCCAGACCCCGAAAACAGUGAAGUCUUUUUCAUGCUCAAACUCUAAGAACUGGCUGACUUGGAACUGAGCGUGAGAGACACAGCUAGAAACUUGUUUGGAAUACAGUCCAUUUUUUCUCAAGUAGAAAUCUUUUUUUCUAAGAAAUUGCAUAUCUUGCAGAAUAUCUCACAGAAAACUGGUUCACAAUGCAGAUUAUUUCAACGUCUCACAGAAAACUGUGUUCCACUGAGUUAGUAAUCCAUGAACAAUCAAUUCUACAUCUUGAGGUUGUGCAAGAUCCAUUUUUUAACCUGUGCGUUCAAAAAACAUUGUCUAAAAGCUACUGGAGAGCAGUUCUUCUAAAAGCAACUACUACAGCUCUGUCAUCUGUUUGCACCAAAUGUUAGAUAAUUGCCAGAAUGUAUUUAGUGAAAAAUACCUGGGGUUUUUAUAUGGCUGUUUAUGUUGACUGUGAUCUACUCUCAUGUUUGAGUAUUGUUUGGAACUUUACAUGAGCAUACAGUAGCAAUAGAUCACGACUAGAGGACAGGAUUUUAAAUGAUCCAUUAUUUUUAUUUACUUAAACUGUAAUGGUAUACUUUAACUGAGUUGAAAAUUAGAAACUCUAUGUCAAGGCAUUAUUAUCAGCCCAUCCAUACACUAGCAAUAUUUUGAAAAUGAUGGCAUGGUAUCAUAUUGAAGAUAAUGUACAGUUUGAUGCUAAAAGCUGAGGCUUGUCACAUGUCUUUGCUGAAAAAAUGGAAAGGAAUUAUUCCCACAAUGCAGGACAAAAGGUCUUCAUUUUUAGUAUUCCUUGUGUAGUGGUUACAUUGUAAUUUGACCGAACUGCCAAUAUUUUGCUAACCUUCCUGAUCUGUGGCAUGUCACAGCACUGAGAAUCCUGUACUUUAAAGCCGUGUUAGACUACUCCAUACCAAGUUUAGCCCUUUUUAGUUGCCUGCAUGACCUUUAUGCACUGUAAUGUUUCUCCUAAGGCUGUGCUUUAUUUUACAAAGACUUUUGAUAUGAAGAUUUGUUAAUAUUGCAAACUUCUUUUUCGGAUCGUCUGAUGGUGAUCACAAGAGCAGCAUGUCUGAAACCCCGCGUUCUCAUUGGUCCGUGGUAAUAAUACAAGAUGGAAAUGAUCUGUAUCGAAGCACGUUUAUUUGUCGGCCUGCUGUAUUGUUUGCACUGCCAAGCCAGUUCUUUGUGCAAAAUUUUAGGGACAAUAUUUAAUUCAAACAAUGUGUAAUUAUGACCUGAAUAAAUCUCAAAUGCAUAUUA